Messenger RNA from Acomys russatus (golden spiny mouse), 1403 nucleotides. RefSeq names its product 3-hydroxyacyl-CoA dehydratase 4 (gene Hacd4). The record is from RefSeq and is a predicted model, not a curated record. Bases 15 to 713 code for a protein of 232 amino acids. Gene Ontology annotation, biological process: fatty acid elongation; sphingolipid biosynthetic process; very long-chain fatty acid biosynthetic process. Gene Ontology annotation, molecular function: 3-hydroxyacyl-CoA dehydratase activity. NCBI's taxonomy places the organism in Eukaryota, Metazoa, Chordata, Mammalia, Rodentia, Muridae. The transcript has 7 exons. Gene Ontology annotation, cellular component: endoplasmic reticulum membrane.
GCUGCCUGUGGCCCAUGGGGCCCUUGAUGCUGCCCGCCUGGCUGCAGCCCAGGUAUAGGAAGAAUGUGUAUCUUUUUGUCUAUUACUUAAUCCAGUUCUGUGGCCACUCAUGGAUCCUGACAAACAUGAUGGUCAGAUUCUUCUCAUUUGGGAAAGAUUCAAUGGCCGACACUUUCCACGCUAUUGGGCUGGUUAUGCGGGUUUGCCAGUCCAUUUCGCUCCUGGAGCUGCUGCACAUUUAUACUGGUCUUGAGCCCAAUCAUCUUGUUCCAAGGUUUUUGCAGCUCACAGAGAGAGUGAUCAUCCUUUUUGGUGUCAUCACCAGUCAAGAGGAAGUCCAAGAGAAAUAUGUAGUGUGUGUUUUAUUCAUCUUUUGGAAUCUACUGGACAUGGUAAGGUACACAUACAGCAUGCUCUCAGUCAUAGGAAUAUCAUAUGCUGCCUUGACAUGGCUCAGCCAAACACUGUGGAUGCCAAUUUACCCUCUGUGUGUUCUUGCCGAAGCGUUUGCCAUCUAUCAGUCACUGCCUUAUUUUGAGUCACUUGGCACCAACUCCACCGUGCUGCCAUCUGACAUGUCCACCUAUCUCCCUUACGUGCUGAAGCUGUAUCUCAUGAUGCUCUUCAUAGGUAUGUAUUUCACCUACAGCCAUCUUUACACCGAAAGAAAAGACGUCCUCCGAGUCUUUUCCGUCAAACAGAAGAAAAUGUGAGGCGGCAUUCCUGCCCGUCGCACAGGAGAGAAGAUGGGCUGGUGGACUGAGCUGCAGCCAGUACAGCACUGGGCAUCUGCUGGAGAAAGAACUUAGAAUACAAAUAUGUACAGCAUGAAUUACUGCAGGCGCCAUGGCAUUCUGUUCUGCAUCUACUGUGCUUUAAGAACAAAUCCUCAAUGGUCAGCAUACCCUGCUUCACCAGGACGCUCGGCUUCAUACAAGUCACCUUUGUACUGUGCGAAGUCUGAAUGUUUUCCUCUAGAGUUAAUGAGAAAUAGAUUCAGUGGGGGUACAUUCAGUUGACUUGAGAAAUGAACUGACUAACUUGUGCAGUCACAACUAGCAGAUUUAUAGGAAUGGAACAUUAUAAAAUAUCUUUAACUCUAGGGUAACAUACUCUAUGGACAAAUGCCUUGCCCUUAGAAUCAUGAAAAUUAUAUACAUUUAGAAAAAAACCAAACAUCUUCCCAUGUCUUAGCUCAGGUUGUUGCUGUGUCACAAAGUGUGCCCCCCCCCCCUUUACAGAACUUAGUUGUCAAAACCACAGAAAUUUAUGUUUUAGGGUUCAGGUUUGGACAUCUAAGAGCAAGAUGCUAGUCCAUUCAGAAACAGUAGUGUAGAUGUGAACUGUAGCUCUGAUCAGCCACUCUAGCAGGAACAUUGCUAGUUUGAGUUACAGCUAAUAGA